Molecule: messenger RNA, 723 nt
Organism: Auxenochlorella protothecoides
Lineage: Eukaryota; Viridiplantae; Chlorophyta; Trebouxiophyceae; Chlorellales; Chlorellaceae
Product: ATP-dependent Clp protease proteolytic subunit 5, chloroplastic
Exons: 3
Coding region: 1-723 (240 amino acids)
Biological process (GO): protein quality control for misfolded or incompletely synthesized proteins
Cellular component (GO): endopeptidase Clp complex
Molecular function (GO): ATP-dependent peptidase activity; serine-type endopeptidase activity; ATPase binding
Source: RefSeq, a predicted model, not a curated record
AUGGCUCGAUUUCCCCACGACACCGAUCUAUCCUGUGCCCUCCUCACACCCUGUAGCGGCAGCAGGGAGCGCCUGUGGACGCCACCGGCCGACUCCCGCAUCACCUCGCACCGCUCCAUACCCAUCGUGGCCAGUCAGGGCCCCGAGCCGCCCAACCCGCUGGUGGUGGAGAGGUUCCAGCAAGUCAUCUCCCAGCUCUUCCAGCAGCGUAUUGUGAGGCUGGGCGGCGCGGUGGACGAUGACAUGGCCAACCUGGUGGUGGCCCAGCUCCUGUAUCUGGACAGCGUGGACCCCAACCACGAUGUCACCCUUUACGUAAACUCUCCCGGCGGCUCCGUCACCGCGGGCAUGGCGGUGUUCGACACCAUGCGACAUGUCCGCCCCGACGUCUCCACGGUCUGCGUGGGCCUGGCCGCCUCCAUGGGCGCCUUCCUGUUGGCCGCCGGCCAGACGGGGAAGCGCUACUCCCUCCCAAACUCCCGCAUCAUGAUUCAUCAGCCCCUGGGAGGGGCCCAGGGGCAGGCAGCCGACAUUGAGAUCCAGGCCAAUGAGAUCCUGCACCACAAGCUGACGCUCAAUGGGUACCUGGCGGAAUUCACGGGGCAGAGCAUGGAGACCAUCACCGCUGACACGGAUCGCGAUUUCUUUAUGGGCGCGCAGGAGGCCGUGGAGUAUGGUCUGGUGGAUGCCGUUGUUAAUCGGCAGGUCCUGGCCCUCGGCUGA